CCCAUAGCAAAAAAUACUAAACUUUACAUAACGUGUUUUAAACUAUUUCUUAUCUUUAUGCAACAUAAUUUUUCUAUUGUAUAAUGUGUUGCAUAAGCAACCAAGGUUGUCUAGCACGUGGUUUUGAAGUUUCAAGGAAAAUGUCAAAUAAGCCGUUAGUGUCAUUUUUAUCAUCCCUUUUUGUAAGCAAAUUUGGGUCUUUUUUGUCAUAAAUUUUGAAUGAUAACAAUUAGUGACAAUUUGUAAUCAAUCAGAAAUUAAAAAUGUCACUAGAGGACCCGCAAUAUCACAUAACUCCAGUGCAACAAGCGGCCGCUUCAUGUACGGGGGCUAUUCUAACCUCGCUUUUAGUCACUCCGUUAGAUGUAGUCAAAAUUAGAUUACAAGCUCAACAAAGACUAGCUCAAAAAGUGCCCAAUAAAUGUUUUUUAUACUGUAAUGGACUUAUGGAUCAUUUUUGUGGUUGUGGUCCAAAUAAUGGACAGAAACAUUGGUUUCAAAGGCCUGGGCACUUUAAUGGAACUAUAGACGCUUUUGUUAAAAUUACUAGGAAUGAAGGAAUUUAUUCAUUGUGGAGUGGAUUAGGACCUACUUUAGUUUUAGCACUUCCAACUACAAUUUUAUACUUUGUCAGUUAUGAACAGUUAAGAUUAAGACUGAAGGCAAUGUACAAUAGGAAUCAACAGGAGGGACAAGAGAGAAAACAACCUUAUUGGAUUCCAUUAAUCUCAGGGGCAACAGCAAGAGUAUUUGCUGUAUCUGUUGUAAGUCCUUUAGAAUUGAUUAGAACUAAAAUGCAAUCAAGGAAAAUAUCAUAUGCAGAAAUAAACGAAUCUUUAAAAUUGCUAAUAAAACAAGAUGGAAUUAAAGGAUUAUGGAAAGGACUUCUUCCAACUUUGGGAAGGGAUGUUCCCUUCUCUGCUAUAUACUGGAUGAAUUAUGAAACGAUCAAAGGCUCUUUUGGUUCAGAAACGCCAACAUUUGGAGUCAGUUUUUUUGCUGGGGCCGUAUCAGGAGGAAUUGCUGCUUUUGCUACAGUUCCGUUUGACGUUGUUAAAACACACCAACAAAUAGAAAUUGGUGAAAAAACUCUUUACACAGAUCAACCACAAAAAACAAAACGGACGCUACAAAUAAUACGAGAAAUUUACAAACAUAGCGGUAUAAAAGGGCUGUACGCCGGCUUAGUUCCACGACUUGUCAAGGUUGCCCCAGCGUGUGCUAUUAUGAUAUCUUCAUUUGAAUAUGGAAAGCAAAGAAAAUUUACAAUCAAAUAAAUAAUAAUAGAUUUUUAAGGGCAAUUGAAAGGGAAUAUUAUUACAGUUUCAUUUGUAAAUGUACCACAUAUCGUGUCAGUACAUGUGAUAAUAUUCCUAAAAUAAUUAGAGUAAAAUAUGCAUUCUUUUACAAUAAUACUUAUUUUAAGUGGCAAAAAGUACAACAUUGUCUAUUCAGGUGUCAUAUUGUGAUCACUGUUGUCUCGUAUAAAGUCUGAAAGCUUUUAAAGAGGAAAAAGUUUAACUACAUCUCUUUACUUACUUCAGAUUUUCUCGUUUACAAAUCGGUUUUUAUCAUUAUUUAUCAUUUAUCAUUAUUGCGAAUGUUUAGUGAUAUUCACAAUCAAUGUCGUUAUCGUAAUUUUAUGUUACAUUUCUGUGAUUAUUCAUUUUUAUUAGUGAUGUAUUAUGUAACAUUGUUUUUGAAAACUUUGUAGAUACAGUUUUUAUCCUAUAAGUAUCAAAAUAAGGUUCAUGAUUUUUGUUUUUAACAGAUAUAAUGAAUAUAUGUAUCAUCAUGGUGCGAGUCUACAGGAAGUUAGCGAUUUUUAUGCUGAAGAAUAUUUUCCACCUGAACAUAAUUAAUUUGACUUUUAUUACUUUUAGAAAUAAAAUAUUAAGUUGUAGUCAAAGAAGUGACAAACCGCUGUAAAUAAAUUGUAAUUGUUUUAGAA
This is a messenger RNA of Tribolium madens (black flour beetle), 1951 nucleotides long. RefSeq names its product solute carrier family 25 member 40-like. Bases 264 to 1277 code for a protein of 337 amino acids. The transcript is spliced from 6 exons. NCBI's taxonomy places the organism in Eukaryota, Metazoa, Arthropoda, Insecta, Coleoptera, Tenebrionidae. The record is from RefSeq and is a predicted model, not a curated record. Gene Ontology annotation, biological process: mitochondrial transmembrane transport.